AUGCGACGCCUCACGCUGUUGGCCCUGUUGGUGGGGGUCAUGCUGUACCUGGCGAUGGGGGCGCUGGUGUUCCGCACGCUGGAGGCGCCCCAGGAGAGCCAGGCCUACGACCGGCUGGUGGACGUCAGGGACCGCUUCCUCCGCAACCACUCUCACUGCGUCAGCCCCGAGGCCUUCAACCAGCUCAUGAUGGGCAUGGUAUCGGCUGUGGAUGCAGGCCUGGAUCUGAGCAGCAGUUUGUCGAACUACACUAGCAACUGGGACCUCAUCAAUGCUUUCUUCUUCUGCGGGACCAUCAUCACCACCAUCGGCUUUGGGAACCUGUCCCCUCGCACCUGGUUCGGCCAGCUCUUCUGCGUCUGCUACGCCCUGGUGGGCAUCCCGAUGUUCGGCAUUCUGCUGGCCGGGGUCAGCGACCACAUGGGCACCGUGCUCCGGAAGGCCGUGGCCCGGAUCGAGACCCUGUUCCUGGAGCGCAACCUCAGUCCUACCAUAGUUCGCGUGAGUUCGGCGGUGAUCUCCAUCCUGAUUGGCUGCCUGAUCUUCCUGGUGGUGCCCACGCUGGUGUUCCAGGAGGUGGAGAGGUGGACCUUCCUGGAGUCCAUCUACUUUGUAGUCAUCACUCUCACCACCGUGGGCUUUGGAGACUUCGUUCCAGGCUCAGGCCGUGACAGCGACAUCAUCCUGAAGCCUCUGGUGUGGCUGUGGAUCGUGUUCGGCCUGGCCUACUUCGCCUCCAUCCUGGCCAUGAUCGGUAAAUGGCUGAGGGUGCUCUCCAAGAGGACCCGCGCCGAGAUGGAGGAGCUCCGGGCCCACGCCACCGACUGGCACCAGAACAUCCAGAACAUGGACUUCCGGAUCCCCAACCCGCUGGAGUUCAACGACCCCUUCCUGCUGCAGCGCCGCCGCUGGAAGCGCAGCGAGCGGCGGCGGGUGCGGCGGGGGGCGCAGGCCACCCUGGGGUACCUGGUGCGCGGCGGCUCCGAGAACGGACACCUGCGCAACCGCUGGCCGGACCUCCCGGGGGGCUCCAUGGUGUGGCUGGAGACCAGCCUCCCGCCCGGCCCCGGGGCCAAGGGCCCCGGGGGCGUGGAGGUGGCCACGGUGCCCCGGGCGGGGCUCGGCCUGGGGGGGCACCCGGGGGUGCGCUCGUUCGCCCGCUCGCUCUCGCUCCCCGUGGCGCACUCCACCCUGAGGCUGGACCUCCUGCGGCCCCGGCUGGGGGGGCCCGGGGGCCCGCUGUCCUCCUGCGACUCCCGCUCAGACGCCGCGUCCCGCUCCUCCUGCUCCUCCUGCUCCUCCUGCUCCUCGGGGCCCGAGGGCUUCCAGCCCGGCCCGGCGCCGGGCCGCGGCGCGGCGGAGGAGGAGAAGCUGCUGGACUUCUUCGGGGAGAACCUGGCGUACAUCGACGAGUCCUCGGACACGCUGAGCGACCGCGCCCAGCCGGAGGGGGGCGGGGCGGAGCCGGGGGGCGGGCGGCCGCGCAAACCAAACAGGAAGAGGAGCAUGAGGAGGGCGCCACCCGUACAGCUCAGCCCCCUGGUGGCCAGGAAGAGGCACAGCAGUGACAUACAGCCGCCGUCCAACCCCCCCACACCGCCCCCACACUCCCCCCUCUGA
Molecule: messenger RNA, 1620 nt
Organism: Gadus chalcogrammus (walleye pollock)
Lineage: Eukaryota; Metazoa; Chordata; Actinopteri; Gadiformes; Gadidae
Gene: kcnk4a
Product: potassium channel, subfamily K, member 4a
Exons: 7
Coding region: 1-1620 (539 amino acids)
Biological process (GO): stabilization of membrane potential; potassium ion transmembrane transport
Cellular component (GO): membrane
Molecular function (GO): potassium ion leak channel activity
Source: RefSeq, a predicted model, not a curated record